Messenger RNA from Branchiostoma belcheri (Belcher's lancelet), 1623 nucleotides. RefSeq lists its product as uncharacterized. The coding region runs from base 9 to 1253 and encodes 414 amino acids. NCBI's taxonomy places the organism in Eukaryota, Metazoa, Chordata, Leptocardii, Amphioxiformes, Branchiostomatidae. The record is from RefSeq and is a predicted model, not a curated record. The transcript has 8 exons.
UACUGUAAAUGCAGGUACUUUACAGUCCUCGACGGAAGGAAGGAUUUGGACUAAGCGAUGGGGAGGUGGUGGAACGACUGUGGUCAUAUCUGCGAAAGUUCAAACCCAUCAGCAAGGAGAUGACGCCAAGUCACCGGAGUGACCUACUGACAGAUGCACUGCUCCACUAUAGCAGGAGGAAGGCUGAAGAUAUGCAUGUCAGUUUAGCAAUGUCUUAUGACAAGGCAGUUACGACUUAUCAGCUGGCCAAGGAUGACCUGGCAAAGAUUUUGAACCAGGUACCAGUUGCAGUGUCUGAAGAGGAUGUGGAGAUGUGGAGGCGGAGUGAGCUUGACCUCAUUUCACAGAGCAGCCGAAGCAGGCAGAGUUCGUCUGUGACUCCAUGGAAAAAGACGUACACACUGGAACUGUCUGCCUUCUACUCUGUAAGGGAUGAGAUGCAGUCAUGUACUGAUGGAAUCCUUCGGUCAGCAUUGGUGAAACAGUAUAAAGAACUAGAACAAAAGCUGGAGUGUACAGAAAGAAAACACAAAGUCCAUCGAUGGGAAGAACACCACGAUGAGUACAAGUCUACCCUUCGCCUCAUUGACCAGGAGGAGAGAAAGUCUCUGGUGGACAAACUCUGGCGAGAAGCAGCAGAGAGGACGUUCCUUCUCUCACUGAAGAAGAAGUACCCAGAUGGCCAGGCCAUAGCCACGAAAUUGGGUCGACAACUGAAGACGGUCAACAACAAGCUGAAGAAGACGAUCUCCAAGUACAACAGUAUUGGCCGAUCCCCACAAGAUUCAGUCUUCCCAGAAGCAAUCAACUUUGUGGAUGCCUGCCAGCCUACCUGGCAAUGCUACACACAGCUGGAUUUGUUGGAGGCGGGUGCUGUCCCAAGAUCUGUAAAGAGGCAGGCAAUUGAGGCACUGUGCCUAAAGAAAAGUGCUGAGAAAGAACUCUGGAUGACCUGCCAGGAUAUGCGGCGACUCCUAGGAACUGGAAAGAGAGAGCUAGGAGUGAUUGAUGAAGCAUUGGAAGCACAUAGAGCUACUGAUAAUGUGGGGGCAGUGGCAAUGCUGUUACGAAAGCGAGAUACAAUAGAAAGCCGUCUGGACUAUGCCCACAAGUUACUGGAGACUAAAAAUCCAGACCUUCCAGAGCUCCAUUGUGUACCUGCAAGGGGCAAUGCUGAGUCAGACAUGUCUACUGAGUAUGAAUACCUCAUAGACAGUGAAUCAGAUGGAGAGGAUGAUGAUGGUCAGGUGUAAUGAUAAUAAUGAUAACAGAAACAAUACUGAAAAUGCAACAGUUCAGCUACUAAGAGAUGAUAGUAUGUAUAGUUACUUUACACUUUAGUAUGCAAUGAGUAUUCAUCAUAAUUGUUUCUGUGUACACACUGUUUAUAUAUAUACAUGUGUAUACUAACUAGUAUUUAUGAUAGGUGUUACUCCAUGGAGUUUCUGGGUAUUUCUCAUGUCUGAUUGCCAGUCUGUUUACAGACUGUUUUAUGUAUCUAUAAGUAUUACUCCAAGGAGUAGUACACACUGUUUAUUUCUCAUUUGUUUUUCCAGUCUGUUUAAAGACUGUCUAAGUAACCCAUAUGCUCUUUUAGGCUUUCAUGGACAACACAACAUAGGA